This is a messenger RNA of Closterium sp. Naga37s-1, 5298 nucleotides long. The record is from the annotation of a GenBank genome assembly. NCBI's taxonomy places the organism in Eukaryota, Viridiplantae, Streptophyta, Zygnematophyceae, Desmidiales, Closteriaceae.
AUGUUGUCCCACCUUAUCUCCGCCCCCUGCUCUUUCCGUUUUCCUCCCCGCGCCUCCCCAUUCGCCACAUUCACCUCAUUCCUCCCACUCAUCCCACUCUUCUUAUCGCGAUUCUCCUACGCCGCCUGUUCCGCGCAUCCACCAUCGCGUGUGCAGCGAGACGCCUUGGAGUCGUCUGGUGCGGUGCGGCCAGUGCGCUUCUACCUCUCGCCUUCUCGAAACGAGCUGCACUGCACGUGGAGCUUCAGCCAGGUGAUGGUGGGGCAUCCGCAGGUCGUGCAUGGCGGCGCCACUGCCUUCGCCUUUGACGAGACCUUUGGCGUGCUCUUCGCCAUGCUGGGCGUGGGCCAUGGCUUCACUGCCAACAUCAGCGUCAACUACCGCAAGCCUCUGCCAGCAGCGUUCAGUGCAUGCAUGCACGUGGCUCUAGACCGAGUGGAGGGAAGAAAGUAUUUCCUGUGUGGCUCCAUUCGCAGCGACCCGAGGCUAGUGAAGGUGUUCAACGGCUUGUCCACCAGCCGUGACAGCCUCACCUACUGGGGUCUGCAGGGCGUCGUGACGUCCGCCACGUGGAUUGCGUUCAGCGAGCAGUGGAUUCAGCGCAUCCAGCCAUGGUCCCUCACUGCGUGGACUGUCUUCAUCAGCCAUGAUGAGCGCGCUGCGUUUGAGAGAAUGUUCAACUGCACGAUCAAGACGGUGCUGGGAACCCGGGCCCCGCCCGCUCCGUACUAUCUCAUCACGGCCUUCCGCUUCCCAGCGCCCUACAUUUGGCCCGCGUGCACGGACCUCUAUCUGGCUCAUCCUGACAUCGUAGACAGCUUGCUAAUUUCAGGCGACCGCACCUCGGUGCCCCCCCUCAUGUUCCCCAAUCUGCACAUCGGGCUAGUGUACGCCAUCGCCAUGUUCCGCGCGCCGCUCCCACCACACCGCUCCCUUGAACAAGGCCUGGCAAGCAUAGCUGGCGCUAUAGCCGGGGCCAUCGACACAGACGCCCUCAUCUCGCACACCCUCAUGGACGUGCUCAACCAGAUGGCGAACAAGUUCUCGUUUGACCUGUACGACAUGUCGGAUCCAACGACACCGGUGCUCAUGUUUGGCACCAACCUCAACAAGCAAGACACUAGCAUGCUGAUCAAUUGGGUGCUUCCCACACCAAUCCAGCCAGGCUUCAAGGUUGUCCAGCCCUUUCCCGAGCCCUUCUUCUCGCGAGAUUUCGAAGCCCAUUGCAGGUUCCUGGACAGUGGCAGCGCGUGGCGGCUGGUGUGGGCGCCGGUGCUGGUGGCGGUGCUGGUGGCGGUGGUGGCGGUGCUGCUGACGCUGAUCCUGGUGUUCCUGGCGCGCAAGCAGGCGGCCAUCAGCCGCGCCGUGAGGGAGGUGGAGCUCUGCACCGCCGUGCUCGAGCGCGCCCAGCGCUCCAAGAGCGAGACCGUGGCCAACCUCUCGCACGAGCUGCGCACUCCCAUCGUGGGCAUGCUAGGUUGGUGCACUCCCAUCGUGGGCAUGCUAGGUUGGUGCACUCCCAUCGUGGGCAUGCUAGGUUGGUGCACUCCCAUCGUGGGCAUGCUAGGCAUGAUGGAGGCGCUACUGGAGAGCGAGCUGGAGGGCGGGCAGCACCGGGACCUGGCAACAGCCAAGGAGUGUGCAGCAGCCAUCGUGGGGCAACUCAACUCCGUGCUCGACCUCGCCAAGCUGCACGCCGGCCGCCUCUCCCUCGAGACUCUCCCGCUCUCCCUGCGCCACUGCGUCGACAUGGUCGCCCGUGACCUGCUGGCGGAGGCCUGCAAGAGGGGCGUCCACUUGGUGUGUCAGGUGGACUGCAAUGUGCCCGAGGUGCUGCUGGGGGAUCCACUGCGCCUCGCUCAAGUCGUCAGGGAGCUCAUCAGCCAUGCCAUCCGCACCACCGUAUCGGGCCACGUGGCCUUCAGGCCUCUCACUGCUCCUCUCACUGCUCCUCUCACUGUGACUCUCACCACACCUCUCACCACACCUCUCACCACACCUCUCACCACACCUGCGUCUGCUGAUGUUGUCGCGGCAGCAUGUGCUGCUGAACCAUUGGAUUCAGCUGCGGCAUCGGGGUCAGCAAGUGGGGAAGCGGGUGCGCAGUGCCGGGAGUGGCUUGCCUCGUGGCUGGAUGAGGCAUAUCACCAAUGCAGUGGGGGCAGUGGCACCAUUCCACCAGCCACAGCGACAGCAGCCGGUGCUGCAGGAUCAAAGGAAGAAAGAGAUGGGGAGGGAGGUGGGGCAGGGGUAGACGACAGCGAAGCUGGGGGAGGGGGAGGCGGGGGGAAGGCGGAGAGGGAGGUGGGGCAAAUGCGAGCGCUGCUGCGAGAACUGGAGGGGUGUGUGAGUCGCUUCUGCGAUGGCUCUGUCGUGUGUGCGGCCGUCGACACUGCUGCUGCCGCUGAUGCUGGCGCUGAUGCUGGCGCUGAGGAGGAGUGUGGGAACGAGCGGAAUGGAGGGGCGGAACAGAUUGAAGGAGAGGAGGGGUCAGCAGUGCCGUCCGCAUGGUGGGUUUGGAGGCAGUCGGAGUUUUGGGGGCGUGUGAAGAACCGACUGCUUGGGUCGAGGGGGGCUGAGUCCCGGUCGCAAAGCCCUGGUGGUGAUGCUGGUGUAGCUGCUGCCUCUGCUCCCUCUGCUGCCUCUCUUCCAUCUCGUCCCUCUGCCCCAUCGCCUCCCUCUGCUUCCUCUGCAUGCGCUCAUCCUCUUUCCCAUGAACGCAAUCAAGGGGAGGCAUGCGGAGAGGAAGGGGAGAGCAAGCAGGGAGGGGAGGGAGGAGAGGGAGGGGCGGGCAGAGGGGGAGUGGUGGUGGUGAUGGUGUGUGAGGACACGGGUGGUGGUAUACCACCGGAGGAGCUGCAGUGGGUGCUGGACCCGGAGGGGCAGGCAGCAGUGGAAGGCAAGGGGCGUGUGCUGCUGCAGCGAGGGGGCUCCAUUAAAGAUCACAAGCAGGCUCCACUUUCUUCGCCCAUGUCUCCCCUGCAUGGCUCCUUGGACAUCUGGCCUGGCUCGGCUGCACCUCCUUCUCAGUCCCCCUCUGCGCCUGCCUGGGAGCCCUACCCCGUUCGCUUCCUGCUCUCCACAGGCCUGGUGAAGCUAAUGAGGGGGACCAUGGGAAUAGCAACGCAGCACCACGUGGGUACCUCCAUCCUCGUCAGCCUUCCAAUGGCCGACUGCCACCUGUCAGAAGCUGAUGAUGUUGCUUCUGGUGGAGGUGGUGGUGUGGUGGCGAGCGGAGGUGCGAGUGUGGAGGUGCAGGAGUGGGUGGAUCAUCGCAAGGCCAUCUGCUCGCUUGUGGCGGGCAAGACAGCGCUGCUGCUCGAUGCCAUGCCGCUCAGAGCACAGGCAACGGAGGCGUGUCUGCGCUACCUGGGAAUGGACGUCACUCUGGCAGCCUCGCCCGCACAGGCCAUGCGCCUCAUGCACCACCCACCCACCAGUGGCGGCAGCAGCACCACCAGCAGCAGCAACAGCGGCGGCACCAGUAGCAGCAGCGGCAGCGGCGGUGGUGGAGGAGGAGGGUGGGACGUGGUGCUUGUAGAGGUGGACGUUGCUGGCCCGCGCACAGGCCUCCACGUGGGCGAAAAGAUUCUGCGCCACGCGGCUGAUGCAGCUGCUGCUGCUUCUGCUGCUGCUUCUGCUGCUGCUUCCGAUGCUGCCACGAGCUCCCAGGGUCGGCAGAGUGGGGGCAAGGCAGGGCGGGCAGCCGGGCGGACAGAGGUGGUGCUGACGGGGGCGAGGGCAGACAGUGUGGAGAGCGAGCAGGCGGAGAGGAUGGGGUUUGCGGCUGUGCUGCCCCACCCAUGGCUCGUCACUCACACCGCUCACUGCCUGCAGCAUCUCUUCUUCAGCGCUGCAGAGCGGCCGACUGCCAUUCCGGAAGGCAGCACCCAAAGUGCCACUCCAACCACACCCAUCGCGACGCCUUCCUCCGCCAUUCCCGCUGCCUCUGCCGCUCCCGCCAGUCGCCCCCCCAGACCCCCACUCCCCAGCGCCACAGCCGUGUUGUCUGCAGCUGCCUCCUCUGCUGCCCGCGUGCCUCGGCCCAGCAGCACCGGCCUUCUGCGCUCCGCCACCGUACCGGCCGCGUUGCUCAGUCCGUUGGCGGUGCCGCGCUUGGCGCCGGAGGAGGAGCUGAGGGCGCUGGUGGGGCAGCAGGCGGUGGUGGUGGUGGAUGACAACGCUGUCAACCGCGCCGUCGCCAGACGCACGCUGCUCGCACUCGGGGCCCUCGUGCACUUGGCACCGGGGGGCGCACAGGCGCUCGACUGGCUGCGCGAUAAAAUUACUGCUGCCACCUGCGGCGGGAAGGGGGGGCUGGGGCAGCAGCAGCAGCAGCAGCAGUGGCAGGCGGAGGGGCAAGAGGCAGAGUGCGCUGUGCCGCUUGUGCUGCUGGACCUUCAAAUGCCCGACAUGGACGGCUACGAGACGGCGCGGCGCAUCCGAGCCAUGGAGGCGGAAGCGGCUGCAAGUGACGCCCCGGCGGGUGAAGCUCAAGCGGGUGGCAGCAGGGGGGAGCGGCGGCGGUGGUGUGUGGUGGCGCUGACAGCGGAUGUGGACGGCGAUGUGCGGCGGGCGUGUGCUCAGGCCGGCAUGGAUGGCGUCGUCGCCAAACCCAUUGUGCCGCGCGACCUCCUCGCUGCUCUCAAGAAUGCGGGCUACCGCACACCCUCUAGCAGCCCCCUUCUAGUGCCCCGUCGCGGCCCCCACCUGCGCCCUACCGUCGCACCCCGCAGCGCCCCACUGCCGCGCCCCACCAUCACGCCCAGCCGUCGCGCCCCGCCGUGCCCUGCUGCCGCGUGCCCCUGCGCCUUGCGGCGCCCUGCUGAGCGCCCUGUCACGCACUCCUUCGCCAUGCCGCGCCCUGACGUGCCCUGCUGCCACGCACCAGUGCGCCCCGCCACAUCUACUGUGCUUGACACGCCCGCACCUGCCGAACCUGCUGCGACUGCCAUGCCCGCGCAUGCUGCUGCGCGCAUGCUUGUCGCCGUUCGCGCCAGAUGCGCACGCGCCGCCUCCGCCCGCGCCUGUCGUGUUUGUCGCCCGACGCGCCCGCACCUGCGCCUGCGCCUGUUACCACGCCUGCCGUCGCAGCGCCCGCACCUGCUACGUCUGCGCCGCCGUCUUUUGCGCCGCGGCCUGCCGCCCCCACGCACGCGCCUGUGCCCGUGCAUGCGCCUUCCACACCUGUCGCCAUGCCUGUUGCAGCCGCGCCUGCUACUACUCGACGUCCCUGAGCCUGUUGCGGCCUGCCCCGGCUUUCUCCUCCUCCGCUUGUGGCUGUCCCCUCUCAUCUGA